Molecule: messenger RNA, 1726 nt
Organism: Micropterus salmoides (largemouth bass)
Lineage: Eukaryota; Metazoa; Chordata; Actinopteri; Centrarchiformes; Centrarchidae
Exons: 3
Coding region: 90-1292 (400 amino acids)
Biological process (GO): positive regulation of DNA-templated transcription
Cellular component (GO): nuclear body
Source: RefSeq, a predicted model, not a curated record
CAGACGUCACGCGCUGAACUCGGCGUCACCCGGAAGAGAGGAGUGUCGGUGUGUGUGAGGAUUGUUUACAUUUCCUGCUGCCCGUUAAAAUGAAUCCUCUGAUGAUCAACUCGACCAACUCCGUUUCAACGACCAAAAGAAAACGAGAAGCUGAGCGCUCAGUUAACUGGACAGUGGAGGAAACUCAGGUGCUGCUGUGCGCCUGGAGUGAUGAGCGCAUCCAGAAGAAUUUGGCAGAAAACCUUCGCAACCGCCAUGUCUUCAAACACCUCUCAACCCGCAUGAGUGAAAUGGGUUUCUCUCGGAGUCCACACCAGUGCCGGCUUCGGGUCAAAACUCUGAAGGCUAACUAUGUGAGAGCCAAACUACAGAGGAGCGUUGACGUCACGCAGCCUUGCACCUUUAAAUACUUUGCUGAGAUGGAUGCUGUGUUGGGCCGGAGACCUGGGGGAGGAGAAGGAGGGCCCUGUUUUGUUUCUCCAGAACGGAUGGCAGAGCGUCACCUUGACUCUGGUGACAGGACUGGAAGUAUCCCCUCAGAUUUAAAUUCUAGUACAGAGAUUAGUGGACACCAUUUUGGUUCCUUGGAGAGGACAGGAAGACAAUGUUUGAGCUCUUUAGAGGAGAGAGGAGGCCGUCAGUCUUGGCAGUUCGACUCUGAAGUCAAGUUGGAGGAGAGAGAAGAAGAUUCAACAGAUGAGUUUGAGUUCAGCAAUACAGGAUUCUCACAGCGUCUGAGAGACAGACAGCAGGAAGUUUAUUUGGAAUCACCCAUCCAUCGGGAAAUUAGUGGUACACUAGUGGAAAACAGCUUGAGCAUUCCUUCCCCACAUGUAGUACCUCCUCCACCUGCUCCUCCUCCUCUUACCCAAUCCAGGGCCUCGCCUGUCCCUGCACCCCCAGAUCCAAGCCCCAGCACCAUCCCCACCUCUGGCCACCAUCGCCCUGUGUCCACCUGCCUGGAACCCGACCUCAGGCGCCUGUCGGAGUGCUUCCAGCAGCUGGUGUCGGAGACCCGUUGCUUGCUGGUGCAGCUGGAGAGUCAGCGGCAGGAGCAGGCUCGCUGGCAUCAGGAGCUCUUGGUCCAAUGGCUGCAGAGGGAGGAGCGCCGGCAGAAGGAGACUGCUGAGAGGGAGGAAAGGAGGGAGAAAGCUCGCAUGGAGCAUGAGAUCAGAGUCCUGGAGCUCAUCACAUGUCUAGCCAGAGAACACAGGUGUAAAUGUGGAGGCAGCCAGACUGUAGCAGAGGCACCUACUAGUCCAAAUCAUACCACGAACAAAGAUGGGAAGUAGGAUGCGCUCACGCCAAGGAUUUUUACAGUGGUUAACCCAGAGAACACUGAUGCAUUCAAGCUCGGGUGGAACCAAAAAAAUGCACUGAUAAUGAUUAUAGCCACAGACAGCAAACCGACACAUUCAGGGUGAUUGGGUUAGGCCUUAACCCAGAGUGACAUGGAGUGAAAUUUUAAUUGAACCAAAUUCACGAAAAGACCCUCAAUCCUGGAGUCUGUGGGUAAAAGAGGAUCAAUGUUGAUGAUGGUCAGUCACGCUCAAAGAGGUUAGAAAAGGAAAGUACAGUUGAAGUGUAAAGGAGAAGUUGUUCUUCCCUCUAUUCUCUGUUACAACAUCUGUCAGGGGAUUUCUUAGGUGUCAGUUGGUUACCAAAUGUAAUAGAAUUGUUUCAGGCACUUUUAUAUAAAUAAAAAAAAAAAGAUAUUUUCAACCAG